GUCCAUUAGAAUACUGUCACUUUGCACAAUGUUGUAGAGGGCAGCACAAUUUUAAUUUUAUUUUUCCGGUUUAUUACUCAUGUUUUUGUCAUAUAAUUUUUCAAAACAGAGACUUUUGAUGUUAUUUUUUUAUUUAAGGUAUAAUUAUUAUUUUUAUUUUUAACGCGUAAUCUAUAAAAUGAACGUAUAUUUACUGUGUAAAUAUUCAAGGUCAAAUAUUUUUUUUUUGACAGUUCCUUCUCGUAGUGUUUUAAACGUCAUUUAUUUUCAAAAAUCAUUUACAGAAAAAUAGAUAUGUGUUUAUGAUAUUUGUGUAUAUAUUAGUGUAAAAAAAGUGUGUGAAGAAGAUUUUGUUCAACAACAAAAAGAUUAAGCAAAUGAGGAAAAUGAAAAAAAGUGAUGACACUUGGACCUAACCUAAAAUGUCAAAUUUUUUUAUUUGAAUAAUUUUUUUAUUUUUAUGUCACUUUUGACGUUGUAGAUAAAUUACGAAGGAUUUUUUGCUUUAAUUUACACUCUUUUACAAUAUUUUGUGCUUCUAAAAAAUACAAACAAUGGAAAAAGAAAGAUUUACAAUGCUUCUCCUAGAACCAGGAGAAAUAUUUUUUGAAGAUUAUAGUGCCCAAAUGAGAUUUCACGAUUCUUUGGAUUCAAUAAAAAAUAAUGAAUGGAUUGAAGGAAGAUUGAAAGUUUGUUCAAAAUCUUUAGUAUUUGUAAAUAAAGAUAUUACUCAACCGUUGAUUAAAAUUCAAUUAAAAGAAACAACAUCUGCUGAGAUUUCUAAUUCUAGUAGUACAAUAUCAGGAUCUAACAGUUUGUCAAUUGAGUGUAAAUCUUUUGUUAAAAUGUUGGAAGGAAAUGUAUUGGCACCUUAUAAAUUUAUUCAUGAAAAAACUUGCUUUCAAUUUAAUUUCAAUUAUGCCAAUGUUGAGGAUUGUCUUGCACAAAUAUUGCAAUUAUUGAGAGCCGCUAGUCUCCCAACAGCUGAACAAAAUUCAAUGAUAAUGGCAAUAGUUCAUUCAAGACAAUCUCGUGUUUCUUUCGACACUUCAUGGCUUGAAGAUCUUUAUGAAGAAGUUGUUAUUGAAGUGCAAGCUAAUAAAGUUUUGCCACUCGUGAUCAAUCCAGGAAGGGUUUUACUCACAAAUAGUCGAAUAUAUUUUCAGCCUUAUAAUAAUAUGGAUCAGCAUCCAGUUUUAAAAAUUCAACUCAAGGACAUUAAGAAUGUGAUAAAAAGGAGAUUUCUCCUACGUCAAGUGGGACUCGAAAUUAAAUGGACAAAAGUGGCAGAAGGGAAGCCGGAAUAUUUAUUUUUAUCGCUAAGUAAUCAAGAGGAUAGAGAUAAUUUAUAUUCUAAUUUACUAAAACAAUCUCAAGUUAAUUUGGAGACAAUUCCGCAAAAUCAGAUGACAAUGCAAUGGCAAAAUGGAAUUAUAUCUAAUUAUGAUUAUCUACUUUAUAUUAAUAGUUUGGCGGAUCGCACAUUUCAUGACUUAACGCAAUAUCCUGUGAUGCCUUGGAUAAUCAAUGAUUAUACUUCCGAUACUUUAGAUUUAAAUGAUCCUAAUAUCUAUCGAGAUUUGAGUAAACCAAUUGGAGCUUUAGAACCCCAACGAUUGGAAAGGUUGAAGGAAAGAUAUGAUGAAAUGUCGGAACCGAAAUUUCUCUAUGGAUCGCAUUAUAGUGCGCCUGGAUUUGUGUUAUUUUAUCUCGUGAGAAAAUAUCCUCAAUAUAUGUUGUGUCUUCAAAAUGGAAGAUUCGAUCAUGCAGAUAGAAUGUUCAAUUGUGUGUCUGACGUUUGGAGAAAUGUUAUGGUAAAUAUGUCAGAUUUCAAAGAAGUAAUUCCGUCAUUUUAUGAUAUAUCAAACAAAGGCGAUUUUUUAAUAAAUGGAUAUGGUAUUGAUUUUGGAUAUCGACACGAUGGAACGAAAGUUGGAGACGUUGUUCUCCCACCUUGGGCUGAAGGUCCUUCAGAUUUUGUACAUAAAUUACGCAGCGCAUUGGAGAGUAAUUGGGUUUCGGAAAAUUUACAUAAUUGGAUUGAUUUGAUUUUUGGUUACAAGCAAAGGGGAGAAGAAGCGGAAAAGGCUAAUAAUGUGUUCUUUCAUUUAUGUUACGAAGGAGCUGUGGAUUUAGAUACGAUUCGCGACGCAAACGAUCGGCAUGGAAUUGAAGUGCAAAUUAUGGAAUUUGGACAGGUUCCUAAACAAGUUUUUACAUUGCCACAUCCAAAACGACAAAUUUCACAUGAUUUUAUUCGGUCUGAAACUAUUUUAACUCUUCCUAAAUGCACAUCGAACGAAAAGGAGAAUAAUGAAAUUUUAUUAAAAGAAUCUAUGAAUUUUCAAUCACAUAAGGAAGGAGUUAAUUGUGUUAUUGUUUUAAAAGAAGGCACGAAUUCAAAUGAUAUUGUUUCAGUGGGAUGCGAUGGAAAUUUGAAAUUUUAUUCUAUAAAUUCGCAAAAAUUAACUAGAAGUGUUACUGUUUCUUUGCUACCUUUAUCAGCAUGCAUAUCAUAUCAAAUUUCUUCUCAAUGUAAUGUUAUUGUUAUUGGUUCAUGGGACAAUAAUUUAGUAUUUUAUGAUGUCGAAUUUGGUAAAGUGAUAGAUACAUUAUUAGGACAUGAGGAUGCAAUUUCUUGUCUAGCUUAUAGUUCGAAAUAUAAUGUUAUUAUUUCCGGUUCAUGGGACUGUACGGUAAAAAUUUGGCGAAGUUACACUUCUGGUACGAAAAUAAAAGUUGCUGAGUGUUUUGUUGCUCAACUCGAUCACGAUUGUAAAGUAACUUGUGUUAAUUUAUCUAGUGAUGAAACUUUAUUAGUCUCUGGAACAGAGGAUGGGGAAAUAUUUUUAUGGGAUAUGGAAACUUAUAAUUUGCAAUUUAAUGUUAAAGGACAUUCGGGUAAAGUGAAUGCAUUAACAUUUGAACCCGAAUCAAAUAAUAUCAUUUCUUGUGGUGUGGAUAAAGUGCUUAGUGUAUUGGAUUUUCGAACAAGUACACAAAUUUAUAGUAAAAUUUUAGAAGUUGAGGCAUUGUCCUUAACUUGGCUGAAUUCGCUUUUAUUAAUUGGCGAUGAUUGGGGAGAUGUUAGUAUUUGGGAUCCGAAAUUUAAUUGGAUUUCAAAAUUUAAUUGCCACAAUGGUCCUGUUACAUCAAUAGUCGUGACAAUAGACAAUAAAAAAGUGAUAACUGGCGGUAAAGACAGAAAAAUAAUUGUUUGGAAUAUCGAUUGAAGACAACAACUUUCAAUAAAACAAAUAGGGACGCAUGAUUUGCACCCAAAAUCCAUUACAUUAAAUUGUCAAAGCAUCGAUAUUUAUUACAUUGACUCUCGAAUACAUGGAUUCUUCAAAACGUCGACUGACCAAAACAUCGACUUGUAAAAUUAUCGACUCCUCAAAACAUCGAAUUUCCAACUGGUCGAAUUUCAAAAUGAUCGAUUUUUAACAACGUCGAUUCUUCAAUGCAUACAUUUACCAUCACAUAUCCUUAUUAAAACAUCGAAUUGUUAAUUCAUUGAAUUUCCAAAACAUGGAAUUUUCAUAGCUUUGAAUUACCAAAGCAUCGACUUGUUAUAACGUGGAUUUGUCAAAAAAUGAAUUUUUUAAUGCAUCGAUUUACAAAAACACUGAUAUUAUAAAACGUCGACUCGCAAAAGCAUCGACUUUUGUUUACAUUGAUUUUUCAAAGCACCGAUUCUCCAAAUUAUCGACUAACCAAAUCAUCCAUUUGUCAAAAUAUAGAUUUGCUAAAACAUUACAUUUUCAAUACGUCAAUUUAGUAAAACAAUGAUUUUCUAAAACUUCGACUCGCAAAAACGUCGAUUUUUCAUUACACUAAUUUUUCAAAACAUCAAUAAAUCAAAACAUCGACUUUCCAAUACACCGAUUUUUUAAAACGUCGAAUAAUCAUAGCACCUAUUUUUUAAUACACAAAUUUUUUAAAACAUUAAUUUAUUAAAACAUUGAAUUUUUAAUACAGCGAUUCUCCAAAUUAUCGACUAACCAAAUCAUCCAUUUGUCAAAAUAUAGAUUUGCUAAAACAUUACAUUUGCAAUACAUCAAUUUAGAAAAACACUGAUUUUCUAAAACUUUGACUCGCCAAAGCACUGACUUUUUAAUACAUUACCUCGUCAAAAGAACGAAUUUUCAAAUCAUCGAUUUUCUAAUGCACUAACCUGCAAAAACAUCAAAUUUCCAAUACCUCGACUUCCGAGUACAUCGAUUUUUUAAAACAUUAACCUGUCAUAACAUCAACUUUCCAAUACAUCUACUCGUCAAUGCAUCGAAUUGUCAAAGCAUAGAAUUUUUAAUACAUAGAUAUGAAAAAGCAUAGACACUUUUUUGCAUUGAAUAUCCAUUACAUCGAACUUUUUUUUUCACUAGGGUUUACUCUCUAUGUUGUUAGUAGGUAAGGUAGAUUAAGAUUG
Molecule: messenger RNA, 4429 nt
Organism: Leptopilina boulardi
Lineage: Eukaryota; Metazoa; Arthropoda; Insecta; Hymenoptera; Figitidae
Product: protein FAN-like
Exons: 17
Coding region: 555-3233 (892 amino acids)
Molecular function (GO): protein binding
Source: RefSeq, a predicted model, not a curated record